This is a messenger RNA of Pogona vitticeps (central bearded dragon), 2198 nucleotides long. RefSeq names its product serine and arginine rich splicing factor 6 (gene SRSF6). Lineage: Eukaryota; Metazoa; Chordata; Lepidosauria; Squamata; Agamidae. The record is from RefSeq and is a predicted model, not a curated record. Gene Ontology annotation, molecular function: RNA binding.
CGUCGAUCCACGCUAUUGACUACUACGGCGAAUGGAGCAGCCCGGGCCCCGCCCACCACUAUAUAUCUCUCUCUGCGCAGGGGAGGGGGGUGGGCGGGCACCGUUGUGCUGUGGAGUAGGCCGCAGCCGUGAGUGUGUUUGGGAAGCGUCGGGCCCGAGACUGCUUUUCGGAUCUUCCAUCUCCCCCCUCUUUUCCCUCCCUUUCCUCUCUCUCCUUUUCUAGGUCGGGAAGAUGCCGCGCGUCUAUAUUGGCCGCUUAAGCUAUCAUGUCCGGGAGAAGGACAUCCAGCGUUUUUUCAGCGGCUACGGCCGCUUGCUCGAAGUCGACUUAAAAAACGGGUACGGGUUUGUGGAAUUUGAGGAUUCCCGGGAUGCCGACGAUGCCGUUUACGAGCUGAACGGCAAGGAUCUGUGCGGGGAGCGGGUGAUCGUGGAGCACGCCCGCGGCCCCCGCCGGGAUAGGGACGGCUACAGCUACGGCAGCCGCAGUGGAGGCUAUAGCAGUCGAAGAACAUCAGGAAGAGAUAAAUAUGGACCUCCUGUUCGUACAGAAUUCAGAUUAAUUGUUGAAAACCUUUCCAGUCGCUGUAGUUGGCAGGAUUUGAAAGAUUUCAUGAGGCAAGCUGGUGAAGUAACAUAUGCAGAUGCUCACAAAGAACGCACAAAUGAAGGUGUAAUUGAAUUCCGUUCUUACUCUGACAUGAAACGAGCGUUGGACAAAUUGGAUGGCACAGAAAUAAAUGGACGAAAGAUCAGGCUUGUUGAAGAUAAGCCACGAUCGAGCCAUAGGCGAUCUUAUUCUGGCAGCAGAUCAAGGUCACGUUCCAGACGGCGAUCACGUAGUCGAAGUCGUAGGAGUAGCCGUAGUAGGUCCCGUAGUGUCUCAAAAAGCAGAUCACGUUCUAAAUCUAGGUCCCAAAGCAAAGAUCGAUCACGUUCCAGAUCUAAAAGCAGGAAGUCUAGAUCAAAGAGUAAGUCUAAGCUGAAAUCUGACAGGGAGUCACGAUCCCACAGCAGGUCCAAAGAGAAGUCUAAGUCACAUAGCAGAUCCAGGUCUGUGUCCCGAUCGCCCAAAGAAAAUGGUAAAGGAGAAGCAAAAUCUAAAUCAAGAUCAAGGAGCAGAUCUCGUUCCAAUUCACCUGUGGAACACCAGCCUGCAAAGUCUAACUCAGAAUCUCCACAGAAAAGAGAAGCGUCCCGAUCUCGAUCAAGAUCGCAUUCAAAAUCCCACUCGCGCUCCAGAUCCAGCUCACAAGAUUAAGAUUAGAACUCUUUUCACGUAAUAUGGAACUUUUGUACGUCAGGCCAGAGGUUUUGUUUUGUUUUUUAAAAUGUUCUAAUUGGAAAAGCUGGCAUGUUUGGUUGGAGACAGAAACGUCCUGAAAACCAAGUAAAUAAGGCACACAUUUGAUACACCUAAAAUUUCCUGAAAGGUUGUACGGAAGUGACAGAAAGCAGGAAAGGGUCUCUCUUUUGUUUUGUAGAAAUUAGGAGAAAAUUCUGAUUAUUUUUAGUAGUGUCACAGCAGAAAGAAAAAUGCUGUGGAGUUGAGAAUGAGUUUUAUAAUAAAGUACCAGUGCAGAAGGCUUUUGGGAGAGGUAAAUUUUUCCUAAAUAUUUCCAUUAUUUAAAAGCUGUGGAAAUUAAUUUACUUGGCUGUAGCUUGCAUCCAAAAAUGCAUAACAGCCUUAUUCACCAGGUCAAAGUUGCUUUUAUAGCAAAUUAAAUUUGAAGCAAACACUGAGUUUAAAUUGAUGCCCUUCAUCUCUGCUGUACUAUAAUGUGCCAUAAGUAACUAGAUGUUCUAUAAUAACAUUGUAUGGUUCAGAUUUGCCUAACAUACAAUAACUGGAAGCAUUGACUUCUCAAAAUAAGAUUCCAGGCGCCACCAUAAUUUUUGUUUGCCAGAUUUUUUGCUUAUUCAUAUACUGUCCUCUUACUGCUUAAUAAGAGGUUACAUUAACUGCCCUAAAAUUGAUGGCAAUGUUGGGAACUUAAUGUACAGAGCUAAAAAUUUUAGUCUUAAAGGGGUAUCUAAAAUGAAUUGACAGUACAAUUUAUGCACCUGCAUUAGACGUCAUUUCCAAAGACCCUUGUAUGUAACAAAUCAAUUUAGCGACAAUAGCAGAAUAUUAGCACAAACUUGUAAUCUUUAUACAUUGUAUAGUUUGACUUGAAUAAAAUUAAAUCAGUGACUUC